GGGGCGGGGCAGGGUGGGCGGGCAGCAGAUGCAGCCGCAGGUGGGGCCGGGCUGGGCCCGGCCCUACCCGGCGGUGAAGUCAGGGUCCAGCGAGGACGGUGGUGGCGGUGGCGGCGGCGGCAGCAGUAGCACGAUGGUCCGCGGGGGCUCGGAGCAGGUGCGCUACUGCGAGCGCUUCUCGUACCUCUACCUCAAGUUUUCGCUCGUCGCUUAUUCGUCGUUCUUCUGGCUGGUCGGGGCUCUGAUCCUGGCGGUGGGGAUCUACGCCGAGGUGGAGCGGCAGAAGUACAAGACCCUGGAGAGCGCCUUCCUGGCCCCAGCCAUCAUCCUCAUCCUCCUCGGGGUCAUCAUGUUCGUGGUCUCCUUCGUGGGGGUCCUGGCGUCCCUCCGGGACAACCUGUGUCUCCUCCAAGCGUUCAUGUACAUCCUGGGGAUCUGCCUCAUCAUCGAGCUCAUCGGGGGCGUUGUGGCCCUGACCUUCAGGAAUCAGACCAUCAAGUUCCUGAACGACAACAUCCGCAGAGGGAUCGAGAACUACUACGACGACCUGGACUUCAAGAACAUCAUGGACUUUGUCCAGGAGCAGUUUAAGUGCUGCGGCGGUGAAGACUACACCGACUGGGCCCAGAACCAGUACCACAACUGCAGCGCGCCCGGGCCCCUGGCCUGCGGGGUCCCCUACAGCUGCUGCGUCCGGAACAAGACUGACGUCAUCAACACCAUGUGCGGCUACAAAACCAUCGACCAGGAGCGCCUGAGCAUCCUGGACGUCAUCUACAUCCGCGGCUGCACCAGCGCCGUGAUCAUCUGGUUCAUGGACCACUACACCAUCAUGGCCGGCGUCCUGCUGGGCAUCCUGCUGCCCCAGUUCCUGGGGGUGCUGCUCACUCUGCUCUACAUCACCAGAGUGGAAGACAUCAUCACCGAGCACUCGGCCACCGACGGCCUCCUCGGGGGGGAGAAGAAGGACUUUGACAUGUCGGGGGGCGGCUGCUGCAUGUGUUACCCCUGGGAGCAGCCUCCGGACCUGUGACGCCCCGGCUGCCCCGGCCCUCGGCGGCUGCUUCCGGCUCCCUCGGGCCCUGCCAGGGCGGAGGCGUCCCGGCCCGGCCUGGCCUCCCCGGCCUGCGGGGCUCCGGCCGUCACCCCAGCAUCCACCCGAGCGCCGGCCAGCCGUGAAUGAAGCCUCUUUCUUUGUCCGGCCUGAGGGGCGGCGUGGGGGGCGCCCGCUUGGCUCGGCCCUGCUCGGGCAGCUUUGGGGGAAAUUCUGCCUAUUUUUGUACCGAUCGGCCCGUGUGCCCGCCCGCCCUGCCCGGAGUCCUGCUCCGGCCGUUUGUGCCACGACCCCGCGCAGUGCCUUGAGCCCGUGCCAGGGCCGAGCUCUGGUGACUCCUUUUUUAUGUGAUUUUGUAUCUUGUUUUAUACACAAUAACAGACCUCUUGAAUGAC
Molecule: messenger RNA, 1449 nt
Organism: Monodelphis domestica (gray short-tailed opossum)
Lineage: Eukaryota; Metazoa; Chordata; Mammalia; Didelphimorphia; Didelphidae
Gene: TSPAN15
Product: tetraspanin 15
Cellular component (GO): plasma membrane
Source: RefSeq, a predicted model, not a curated record